UCCCUUCAUCUUCCUUUCCUUUCCCUUCCCUUGCCUACCUAUCCAUCCGUCCAAACGACUGUGUUAAAAAACAUAGCUUUCUCCGUUAAAACCCACCAGAGUAUUAGUGCAUUUGUUUCUCUCUUUAAAGAAUAUAGUCUCAAGUCUUAACUCCUCAAGCUCAAGCUCUGGCAAUACACAUUUCACUAAACAUGGAGAGUAAGGGGUUGCAACCAAUGGAUUCAGAGCAACUGAGAGAGAAUGCACAUAAAAUGGUCGACUUUAUUGCUGAUUAUUACAAAUCCAUUGAGAAUUUCCCUGUUCUCAGCCAAGUUGAGCCUGGAUAUCUACGCGAACUUCUGCCAGAUUCUGCUCCAAAUCAACCUGAAACGUUGCAAAAUGUUCUUGAUGAUGUUCAAGCAAAGAUUUUACCGGGGGUGACCCAUUGGCAAAGCCCGAGUUAUUUUGCUUAUUAUCCUUCUAACAGUAGUGUUGCUGGAUUUUUGGGAGAAAUGCUUAGUGCUGGUAUUAAUAUGGUGGGUUUUAGCUGGAUAACAUCUCCUGCUGCAACUGAGCUUGAAAUGAUUGUUCUAGAUUGGCUUGGUAAAUUGCUCAAGCUACCUGAAGACUUUCUCUCUACUGCAGGACAAGGUGGUGGAGUGAUACAGGGCACUGCAAGUGAAGCUGUUCUAGUUGUGCUUCUGGCUGCUCGUGAUAGGGUCUUGAGGAAGCUUGGAAAAAAUGCCCUUGAAAAGCUUGUUGUUUAUGCAUCCGAUCAAACACACUCUGCUUUGCAAAAAGCCUGCCAGAUAGGAGGGAUCCAUCCAGAAAAUUGCAAGCUGCUAAAAACAGGCUCUCCAACAAAUUAUGCCCUUUCUCCAGAUUUACUUGGUAAAGCAAUUUCAGAUGACAUUUCCACUGGAUUGGUCCCUUUCUUCUUAUGUGCUACAGUAGGCACCACAUCAUCAACAGCUGUUGACCCUUUGCUUUCUCUAGGAAAGAUUGCUAAGAAUAAUGGAAUAUGGUUUCAUGUGGAUGCUGCAUAUGCUGGAAGUGCUUGUAUUUGUCCAGAAUAUCGUUGUUACAUUGAUGGUGUUGAAGAAGCUGACUCUUUCAACAUGAAUGCUCAUAAAUGGUUUCUGACAAACUUUGAUUGUUCGGCUCUUUGGGUAAAGGAUAGAAAUGCUUUAAUCCAGUCCCUCUCUACGAAUCCCGAGUUCCUGAAGAACAAAGCCUCUCAAGCAAACAUGGUUGUGGACUACAAAGAUUGGCAAAUUCCUCUUGGACGUCGGUUUAGAUCACUGAAACUGUGGAUGGUACUGCGGUUAUAUGGUUUGGAAAAUCUACAGUGCUACAUCAGAAAUCAUAUCAACUUGGCUAAAUAUUUUGAAGGGCUUGUUGCUGCAGAUUCAAGAUUUGAGGUUGUCACCCCUCGGAUAUUUUCAUUGGUUUGUUUUCGCCUUCUACCUCCUAACAACAAUGAAGAUCACGGAAACAAUCUGAACCAUGACCUAUUAGAUGCUGUAAACUCAACAGGGAAAAUUUUCAUAUCACAUACAGUUCUAUCAGGCAAGUACAUAUUACGUUUUGCUGUGGGAGCACCAUUGACUGAAGAGAGGCAUGUUACUGCAGCAUGGAAGGUUUUGCAAGAUGAGGCCUCUGCUUUAUUAGGAAGUCUAUAGGGUUAGUUAAUCCUUUUAGUGCAAUCUACCCGUGGUUGAUGAAAUUGACUCACCACACUUCAUUUUCCCCCUUUCCUUUUGAUGUAUUUGAUUUUGUUAUUGGCAUGAACACAAGAGGCCCUCAUGCCAUACAUACAUUCAUGCCCCGCAAAUGAAAUUUAUUAAAAGAAACUUUAGUAUUUUCAAUA
This is a messenger RNA of Populus trichocarpa (black cottonwood), 1849 nucleotides long. Its product is annotated as phenylacetaldehyde synthase. Gene Ontology annotation, molecular function: pyridoxal phosphate binding; carboxy-lyase activity. The coding region runs from base 192 to 1661 and encodes 489 amino acids. Gene Ontology annotation, biological process: amino acid metabolic process. NCBI's taxonomy places the organism in Eukaryota, Viridiplantae, Streptophyta, Magnoliopsida, Malpighiales, Salicaceae. The transcript is spliced from 13 exons. The record is from RefSeq and is a predicted model, not a curated record.